Molecule: messenger RNA, 693 nt
Organism: Aspergillus luchuensis
Lineage: Eukaryota; Fungi; Ascomycota; Eurotiomycetes; Eurotiales; Aspergillaceae
Product: putative Cu-dependent DNA-binding protein
Exons: 3
Coding region: 1-693 (230 amino acids)
Biological process (GO): intracellular copper ion homeostasis; intracellular iron ion homeostasis; positive regulation of transcription by RNA polymerase II
Cellular component (GO): nucleus
Molecular function (GO): RNA polymerase II cis-regulatory region sequence-specific DNA binding; copper ion binding; DNA-binding transcription factor activity, RNA polymerase II-specific
Source: RefSeq, a predicted model, not a curated record
AUGCUUAUCGACGGCGAAAAGUGGGCGUGUGAAGCUUGUGUCCGCGGCCACCGUGUGACCACCUGCAAACACAAUGACCGACCUCUAAUUCGCAUCAACCGCAAAGGUCGUCCCUUUGCGACCUGCUCCAUCUGCAACUGCACCCCUUGCGAAAGCCCCGAAGAGCACGCCAAGCUCAAACGUGAGACCGAUCAUCAUCAUCCUUCUUCAUCCUCAAAACGAGCUGCUGACCGAUCCCCGCGACUCUCCGCCUCUCCGUCCACCUUUCUCCCCAUUGCCCCGAGGCCGUCCGUUUCCCCUAGUACCAGCGCGACGAGUCCCAAUUCAUCACUUCCGGCUGCUGCUAGCGCAUACGCUGCAGUGUCAGUCGCGGCGACUCUCCCAGGGAGUACGACAGCAACCGCAGCGGGAUAUCUCUCCCCACCACCUAUCGCAUCUCUCCCACCGUCAUUCUGCUCCAUGGCCGCCACCACUGACAGCAUGUCCAUGUCCAUGGUGAAUCCCCUGCUCGUGGAUGCGCAUCGCAUGUACAGCGACCUGGCGGUAUCCUUUGCGGACAGUAAUGCCAUCUACGCGCUGGAGGACAUGGGAUUAGAUGACGUCAGUGCAACCAUGCUCGCUGCCGAUCCCGUCUUUCAGGGGAAUGACUGGGACUGGUUACAUGAUGAUCACCAUGAUGGUGGUGUGCUCUAA